UGUUUCGUUGCAGAUAUUGCCAUGGAUUGGUCGGAUCACGCGCUCUGGUGGCCGGCUCGCAACACGUGGCUCACCAGGACACGCUCCACCCUAGACCAGUAUGGGGUUCAAGCAGAUGCACUUCUGCACUUCACACCAAUGCACAAGACCUUAAGGGUUCAGUUGCCUGACCUACGCUACCUUGACUGCAGGGUCAACUUCUCAAUCAAGACAUUUAAUGGCGUCGUGAACCUGUGCAAGGAACUAGGUAUACGACACCCAGAGGAAUUGUCGUUCUGCAAACCGCUAGAUCCAAAUCACCUUAAAUACAACCUGAAGGAUCUCCCUGGAAACAAGAAGAGGAUUUCAGACCCAAGAGGAGGACCAAACAAUGGACUACCACCACCAGACACCAACACGUUCAUUGCCAACAGCAGCCCAUCAGGGUCUACAGGAAGCCUGGACAAGAGCUCACCACCAUUCAUGUGUGCGCCUGUUACACCAAACCGACAUCACACUUCAACACCCAUCGGUUCUCCAGUCAACACGCAGCAAUCUGGGACGUGGAAGAGAAGUAAUCAUUCACAAAGCUUUGGGGAGAUGAAUGGUACUUAUCAACCAAACACCAAUAACAGUAUGACUCUUGAGAUGCUCAAUGGGAGUGUCGAUUCAUCACUUGCCCACAGCCCAUCCGCACCAAGCCCAGAUGCUCGAAACCGUCAGCUUCGACCACGGACACUUGUUGAGCGAGCACGGAUGAAUGUCGCUUGGCUGGACUCUUCACUCUCAAUCAUGGAGCAAGGUGUAAGGGAGUACGACACACUUUGCUUGCGCUUCAAGUUCUACUCUUUCUAUGACCUGAACCCAAAAUACGAUGGCGUGAGAAUCAAUCAAAUCUAUGAGCAAGCCAAAUGGCAACUUCUCAACGAAGAGAUCGAUUGUACUGAAGAGGAGAUGCUCAUGUUUGCAGCACUUCAGGUGCAAGUAACGUUGCAAGCCGGAGUACCCCAACCGAUCCUCAACAGCAGCAGUAAUAGUACUGUUGUAGAAGAUGAUAUUGACGCUGCUCUGGAAGACCUCCAAGUGACAUUAGAAGGAUCACACAUCAACUCAGGCCAUAAUGACAUCAUGCAAAUACCGGAGCUAUCAGAUUAUCUGCGAUUCCUGAAGCCGAAACGGUUCACACUGAAGCAGUCCAAACAAUUCUGGUUCACGUGUCGUGACCUCCAUCUCACUCUGUAUAAAUCACGGGAGGAGGCAUCCCAAGGAGCUGAGCCAGCGCAUCACAUCAAUCUGCGUGGCUGUGAGGUGACGCCUGAAGUCAAUAUCGCUCAGGGUAGAUACGGCAUCAAGUUGGAGGUACCUAGUGCUGAAGGCAUGACUGAGAUGUUCAUCCGUUGCAAUACUGAGGAGCAGUAUGCCAAGUGGAUGGCAGCGUGUCGAUUAGCUGCUAAGGGAAGGUCUUUGGCGGACAGUUCAUACGAUGCUGAAGUGAAAUCAAUCGUAGCUUUCUUGCAAAUGCAACACCCUGCUCCUACACCUGCCAUUAAUCCUUCAGCACUCGACAUCAUCCCAGAGGACUAUGUUUCACCAAGAUUCCUAAGAAAGUUCAAAGGAAAGUUGGUACAAAGGAUUCUGGAAGCUCAUGCCAACGUAAAAGAUCUGCCACUCGUAGACGCCAAACUGAGUUAUAUCAAAGCUUGGCAGUCACUGCCAGAGUAUGGCAUAUCACUGUUCAUUGUCAAAUUCAUGGGCCACAAGAAGGAAGAACUAUUAGGAGUAGCGUUCAAUCGGCUUAUGAGGAUGGAUAUUGGCACAGGGGACCACAUCAAGACGUGGCGAUACAACACAUUGAAGGCAUGGAAUGUGAAUUGGGAAGUAAAGCACAUGAUGGUACAGUUUGAGGAAGGAAACAUCAUCUUCAGUUGCCUGUCUGCUGACUGCAAAGUCAUCCACGAAUUCAUCGGUGGUUACAUCUUUCUUUCCAUGCGAUCGAAGGAAGCCAAUCAGACCUUGAACGAAGAAUUAUUUCACAAGCUAACUGGUGGAUGGGUUUAAUACUGCAAAAUUUCAGUAUAGUCAGCGCAGUAGUUUUUGGUC
Messenger RNA from Zootermopsis nevadensis, 2079 nucleotides. NCBI's taxonomy places the organism in Eukaryota, Metazoa, Arthropoda, Insecta, Blattodea, Termopsidae. The record is from RefSeq and is a predicted model, not a curated record.